GUGAUCUACAAACUGAUGGGCUUUCUUUGAAAUACGACUUAUCAAUAUUAAUAAAAAUAGUAUAGAAUCAACAUAAAGUCAUUAUCCUUUUUUACCAUAGUUGUGUUGGGAACGGUCAAAAUAUUUAGUCUGCAGGUUAUUAUUGCUGUAAUUCAACCUUCACUUGCGGCGGUUAUUCAGAGCCAUUAAGAAGGCCUUGUGCCUUUCCGUCUCAUGAUGUUGCUCGUGCUUUGGUUGAUUGUAUUUGUCUUUGAAACACCAUAUGGUGCAUCCACUAGAGAACAAUACUUGCAAUUCAUCCCUGUUAAUGGAGUUAGACAUGACACCUAUUUCUAUGAACAUCCUGGUCUGAGAAAUCUCAUUGAAAUAGAUGCCACUAUUAAACAGCAGGUUCGUAUCAGGAUUGUCGAACAUCUGAACGAGCUUCCUGUGCUAAGAAUCCAUUGCAUUGUUGCUCCACUCGAUUCGACUCAUGAACUCGUCUCCGCUUACUUAUGUCGCAGGAAGUCUACGCACGAUUCAGAUGAAUGCAUUGAUCCUAAAACAAGAAAUGUUAUUUUCGGCCGGGUUGAGUUUAGUGCUAAUGGCAAUAGAUCUGCAGGCUACACGUUUUCUUCUAGGCUGCCUGUUAAAGAUGAACUGCUUGACGGCUUUUACUUCUGCAAGUAUCAUAACCGAAAUGGAGAGCUAAUUUCAAAUUUUAUUGAAAUACAGGAUGCGUAUUACUAUCACAAACGUAUGGUUAGACGACCUGUAAAGCAAACUGAGUAUUUGCCACCUUUAUCUAUCAAUGAUCUUCCCUUGAGUCUGGAAUGUGGACAAACUAAAGUAUCUGAGGCGUUACCAAGUUGGGCUGAUGCAGCAUUCCCCAGUCCAUUUAUGUGGUCAUUUUGUGAUGUAGACAGUCCUGAUGGUAUACAAUCUGCUGGCUGCAUGCGUAGAGUUCGUCAAACAUCCAUUCAUGUUACAAAUUAUUUCGAAAGUUAUGUCUCUCCGAAUGGUACUUUGGUAUUAUACAAGCGCACAGCGUCAGCUUGGAAAGACAUGGGUUUGGUGUGCUGGAGCCACUUGGAUUCCUCAGCUGUUUAUUCUACCUAUUUUGGUGGUUCAAAUGAGCGGCCUAAAUUGUUGACUUAUGACUCCAAUAUACCAUUCGUUGGUAGUGGAAUUACUGUGUUAUCACCCCUCACACAAAGGAUUACUGUUCGAAUUGGACCACAAACUGGUCUCAAGUUAAUGACUAAGUAUCGAUCUAAUCCAGAGCACACGAUUGUCAAAUGGACCAAAGACGGCAAAAGAAUUCCAUCUAAUUUUCCAGGACAUAAUGAUUAUCUAUUAAAGUUUCCUGAUUUCAUCCGCCGAGAGCACUCUGGGACUUACAAUUUACUUGUGGAAAAUGGAUAUGAUCAAGUUAAUUUUCAAUUCUUAGUGAGUGUGGUUGGUCCACCUGAAGUUAUACGUGCUCCUCCACCUUUACUUUUAGUAAUGGAGGGAGAAAAUGUUACAUUUAGCUGUCAGUUGGAUUCGUUUAUAACGGAGUCUUUAGAAAUCAAUGGCCUACCUUAUCAACCGAAUCCUACUAAUUUUCGUACUGAACUAAGAGAUCAAUAUCCGUACUUAAAAGAUGCUUUGAUACAACCAUUGCAAAGAAAUGGUCAUAUUUUAACUUAUUCAGCCUAUAAUUUGAUGUUUACACCUGGUAGUAAAAUUGGACCAACUCAUACUGUCAGCUUGGUUGGGAAAAAUGAAUAUGGCUUGGCUCGAGUAUCUACUCUUGUCAGAGUACUACCCCGAAUAAAUAUCUUAAAUGCUCCAAAGGAUUACUCAUGUACUACCGAUUGCUUAAACUCUGUUUCACAUACAUUCGAUUGUGUUAUCGAUACGGAUCCUUAUCAGUCUACUUACUUUGUACAAACAUGGGAAUUGAAUGGUAUUUCUGUGUCGAAAAUGACAAAAGAUUAUCAACAGUCGAAAUUUAUUAAAACAGAAGGCACAAAAUUGAUAAUCACACCCGUUGAUGAUCCGUCCUUAACUGUAUUGUUUCGAAAAGUGAAUGUGACAUGUCGUUGGCGUAUCUUUUAUCCACAUGUGACCUCUCGUAUUGCAGAUCUGGAUACCAGACUUUUAGAACCGGAUAUGAAGGUGUAUGACUCUCAUGAUGAUGUAAAAAUCCAUCCACUUAUGACAGCAGCAUUGGAUCUACAAGUGGAUCAUGAUCCAACUCCUGCAUCAGCUAACAUAUCUUGGAUAACAGCUGUGAUUAUCGGUAUCCUUGUUAUAAUUGCGAUCGGAGUUCUAACUGCUUGUUUGGUCAUGAGAUUCCGUGGAGAAACUUAUAUGCUGGAUCGUGAAGAACGUGCUCUUGGAAAUGAUCCAGAAAAAGAACUACGUGAAAAAGAAGCAUUUCAAACUUAUGAAAGAGCAGAAGAACCGCCACUUCGAGGCAGUCGUUGUUCAUUAAAUGAUGACAGUGCUGAAAUUGGCAGUGAUGGAGAUGGUGAACUUGACGAUUAUAAUCUUGAUCCUGGUAAAUUCAAUGAAGAAGGCUCUUUCAUUGGGGAAUAUGCAACAGAGAGGCACAAAGGCCCAUCAAAUCGUUUACCAACUCUUGAUCGAAACUACAAUCCAGCAGUUUAGAUAAAGUAACACAGUUCUUGCUAAUUUUCCCGUCCAAUUUUUAUUUGUUAACUAAAAGUUAAAAUUUUUGAUUUUUACCACAUCAAAUAAAUUCUUGAAAUUAACCAAGUGGUAAACAAGCAGAUUAUUCCUUAACUUUUUUUCCUCACCAGUAAAUCAAAAUAUUCAAUUCAUUCUUCAUUCCCUUUGAAAUUCACAAUUUAAGAGAUCUAACUCAUUGAGUUAACUUAAUUUGUUUCAUUUUGUGUACUUACACUCUUUUUUUAUUGUUUAAUGUUUCACAUCUGGUUUGAAAAUGGGGAAUGUUCUUUAAUCUUACCUUUUCUUUUUACGAAAAAUAAUUCCCUCUUUUGUUUGCUUUUUUGCUCUUCUUCUUUCCUAUUGCCGAAUCUCACUGUUAUCUCCUUGUUGUUGGGUCUGUUUUCUUUUAUCGUAUAUUUUUUUUCAAAAAAAAAUAUUACAAAAAGAGCAAAAGCUUACAUCAGUAUAUUCAAAAAAUAACGCAUCAGCUAGUCCUAGGAUUCUUUUGUUUACUUGUUAGAAAAUAAAAACAAGUGCAUUAUUUUUACCAAUUUACACAGCUGCUGUUUUAUGAUAAACACAACGAAAAAUACAAUUUGUGUUUAUUGUUUUGUUUUCUUUUCCUCAAUUAUAUGUAUAUCAUUUAACUGCUGUUCAAAAUGCUUUUAUCUGAAUGAUUUUUUUUAUACUGUAGGACUUAUUAAUAUUAUUGUUCAUUUAUUGUAUUAAACUAUUUAUGUCUAUACAUGUACUGUUUUUAUAAUUGUUUGUCAUUAUUAGUUGUAUUUAAUCGUUGUCUUUACUAUAUUAUUACUUGUUAAUUGUAUCUGAACUUUUGUGCAUUACUGUAAUGUAUUACAUGAAUGCUUCCUUUCUAUGUAUACGUUAUUUGGUUUAAACAAUGUUCUAAUGUUGACCAUUUGUUUGUGUCAGUCUACAUUUUCUUCAUUCUUGUCAUUAUCUUAUCAUCUGACAUCUGUUCGAUCUCAUAUGUUAUGUACAUACACGUUUUGUGUAUGUGCACAUGCCAACACUGAUCUAUUCUGUAUUGAUUGUUGUUUUAUACAUUACCGCUACGGCUUUUAUAUGGACUUUGAAGUGUAAUACAAAAAGUUACUUUAUAUAGAUAAAUAUAUAUAUAUAUAUAUCACCUUGGUUUAUUUAACAACUUUUCGCUUUUUUUAACCAAAAAUCAAACUUUUGUUUAUUUUUUUUACCUCCAUCUGUUUUGUUUCCGUUUUUAUGCAAAUUGUUAAAUGCUAUCUUUUAACUUUUUGUUGUUAUUUUGUUCUUUAAAGAUUAAAUGAUUAUCAAUGCUUUUUUGUAUACUAUUAAUGAAUGCUUUUUGAAUCGUUUCUGUAUAACAUAUGUCUAAAUAAGAAAUAUAUAUCUAUACUUACAGCUAA
Schistosoma rodhaini is the source of this 4064-nucleotide messenger RNA. The record is from the annotation of a GenBank genome assembly. NCBI's taxonomy places the organism in Eukaryota, Metazoa, Platyhelminthes, Trematoda, Strigeidida, Schistosomatidae.